GUUGACCAAUAUAAUAGGUAGCCUAAACUGUUAUACUACAGUAGAUUGACAUAGACUAAUGAUUUUGCUGAUUGUUACACGUCUUGUUGGCUGAGGAUAAGUACAUGUGGACAGUUAUUCUAAUAUGUUCGAAGUGCACAUCAGAAUUCGGUAAGAAAGACCGCACGUCUUUGCAUUCUCGACUUCUUCAUCACUGGAACCACUCACCAAAGAAGCUAACACAGCCCGUGCACACCCUCAUUCCCCUCCCAUGUGGUUAAUGUCGAGCGGAAACAUUAUUUAAACAUUUGUUUCACUACGGAUAGUUUGAUCGUCGCACAAGGAGGAAACGUGUAUGGACGACAUUGUAGGCGUUUGUGAAGAGCAACCAUGUAUAGAAUACUACUAUUGUCCGUCUGUCCGGUUAGAAAUCGUGCAUUACAUGUGUACAUCCGCGAGGCAUGUUUAAGGUCGUCGAAAUGUGAUAUGGUUUCACUCCCCAUUUGCAGAGCUACGAAUGGAGGGGUCUUCAAUGCAUUUGGCACAAGCUCUGUCAUCCACUGUGAAAAGAAAGAGGGGCCACUCCCUCCCAAGGAAGAAAAUAGUGCAUUGAAGGAUGGUGAGCAGAAGGUAGCAGUAAAGAUGGUUGGAGAGAAGGUCAUAGAGCUACAAGAUUAUGUAAAAAUGGUAGCAGAACAGAGCGAGCAGAGAGUAGGGGUGAAAAUGGAGGGAGUAACAGAGAGCGUCAAAAUUGAAGAAAUUCUUAUACAAACAGAAGAGGUUGAGAAAAAACUAGAAUCAAAGGUGGAGGCAGCAAAGGCGAGUGAAAAAAUCAAAGAAAUAAUCCAGAUUAAAACAGUGGUUGAGCCAAUUCUCGAGGUAAGAAUGGAGGCUGUAAAGGAGAGCAAAAUAGAGGAAAUUCCAGUUAAGAUGGAUAGUGAGAAAAUGGAAGAAAUCCAGACAGCACUUUUGCCCAUUCCAGAAGUAAAGCUGGAGGAUGUAAAGGAGAGUGAGGAAAUGAAUGAAAUCAUGUCAGCCAGUAAAACAGAGGAGGUUAAACAAAAGCUAGAAGUAACAAUGGCGGUAGUAAAGGAGGGUGAAACAGUUGUUGAGAUCCAGGUUAAAACAGAAGAGGUUGUAGAUGUAAAGAAAGAGGGAGACAAAGUUGUAGAGGAGCAGAUGUUAAAGGUCAAUAAGGAGGAACAACAGACAGAAACCCCCCCCAAGGAUGAAAUUCAGCCUGUGAAGUGUGGGAAGGAGAGUCUGCUGGACCUCUUGGGGGCCAUGAAGGUCGAGGUGACCAACAAAAGGAAGUUUAAGGCCUUAAAGGUGCAGAGGACCUCUGAGACUGCUGCCAGGCCCGUGCCAGCAGCUAUGGAGAGCACCACCAGUAUGUUCCAGGAGGCCACUGGCAUGGCUGACGUACCAGCACCUGCCCCAAGGUGCAGUGCGACACUGAGCCCUGAGCUGGUUGCUGCUGUCUCUGCUGCUGCAGCUACUUUACCUGACCAAAGCCAGGCUGAGUCAGAGCUGCUGAAGAAGCUGAGGCAACAUGAAGCUAUCGGAGAGGCACAGAAGAACGGGGACGUCAACAACAUUGGGGUUAUCAUUGCUGACAUGAAGGUGGGGAAGAAGUUCAACGGCAGGCAGAACGCCCGGCCGGCCAAUCAGAUCCGCUUUGAUGAAGAUGGGAGGGGCUACACCCAUGAUAGAGGCAUCACUGCAGAGUUGGAUGGUGGAUUACGGAGGAGGAGAAGUCUAUUUUCAGGGAAAAGGCUGAACAUCUUCACCCCGAGCACUGAACCGGAGGCAGACACAGAUAUAGCUGUUCCGACCCUAUGGGACAUGGAGUUAGCCAAUCAAGUGGCCCUGUCAACCAAUCAAAUGCCUCGUAAUGGCUUUGAGGAGAUGAUCCAGUGGACCAAAGAGGGCAGGCUGUGGCAGUAUCCAAUUAACAAUGAGGCUGGUCUUGAGGUGGAGGCCCAGGUGCCCUUCCAUGAGCACGUGUUCCUGGAGAAACACCUGGAGGAAGGCUUCCCACACCAGGGACCUGUCAGACACUUCAUGGAGCUGGUGGUCUCAGGCCUGGCUAAAAAUCCCUACUACACAAUACAGCAGAAGAGAGAACAUAUAGCCUGGUUUAGGGACUACUUUCAGCAGAAAGAGGAGGUCCUCAAGGAGGCGGAGGUUUACCUCAACUGAACUGUGUUGGCAAAAUUUAAGAGAAACACAGUCUUUAAGUCAUUUAUGAUCACACAAAUGCUAACGUGCGAUUUAAGGGUUGUAGACUCCUAUGGCAUGACAGCCUUGUCUCAGGGCUAGGGUGAUCAGUAUACUAAAACAAUAAUGACAGACACACACCCCUCCUGAAAACUGUCACUCAAGAGAUUGGAUGGUAUUUUCCCAUGAGAGAACCAAUGGAGAUCGUUAACAGAGACCCUGGUAUAGCCCUUAAUCGGAUACACCAUGUAUUGCUUUGGUUGUUCAGAGACUCUUUUUAACUAUACACACCGUGUCGUUUAUCUACCUUGACAAUUCCACUGUUGGUGUCUGAUCAAGGAGAAGUACACUGCUCAAAAAAAAUAAAGGGAACACUAAAAUAACAUAUCCUAGAUCUGAAUGAAUGAACUAUUCUUAUUAAAUACUUUUUUCUUUACAUAGUUGAAUGUGCUGACAACAAAAUCACACAAAUUAUCAAUGGAAAUCAGAUUUAUCAACCCAUGGAGGUCUGGAUUUGGAAUCACACUCAAAAUUAAAGUGGAAAACCACACUACAGGCUGAUCCAACUUUGAUGUAAUGUCCUUAAAACAAGUCAAAAUGAGGCUCAGUAGUGUGUGUGUGGCCUCCACGUGCCUGUAUGACCUCCCUACAACGCCUGGGCAUGCCCCUGAUGAGGUGGCGGAUGGUCUCCUGAGGGAUCUCCUCCCAGACCUGGACUAAAGCAUCCGCCAACUCCUGGACAGUCUGUGGUGCCACGUGGCGUUGGUGGAUGGAGCGAGACAUGUCCCAGAUGUGCUCAAUUGGAUUCAGGUCUGGGGAACGGGCGGGCCAGUCCAUAGCAUCAAUGCCUUCCUCUUGCAGGAACUGCUGACAUGAGGUCGAGCAUUGUCUUGCAUUAGGAGGAACCCAGGGCCAACCACACCAGCAUAUGGUCUCACAAGGGGUCUGAGGAUCUCAUCUCGGUACCUAAUGGCAGUCAGGCUACCUCUGGCGAGCACAUGGAGGGCUGUGCGGCCCCCCCAAAGAAAUGCCACCCCACACCAUGACUGACCCACUGCUAAACCGGUCAUGCUGGAGGAUGUUGCAGGCAGCAGAACGUUCUCCACGGCGUCUCCACACUCUGUCACGUCUGUCACAUGUGCUCAGUGUGAACCUGCUUUCAUCUGUGAAGAGCACAGGGCGCCAGUGGCGAAUUUGCCAAUCUUGGUGUUCUCUGGCAAAUGCCAAACGUCCUGCACGGUGUUGGGUUGUAAGCACAACCCCCACCUGUGGACGUCGGGCCCUCAUACCACCCUCAUGGAGUCUGUUUCUGACCGUUUGAGCAGACACAUGCACAUUUGUGGCCUGCUGGAGGUCAUUUUGCAGGGCUCUGGCAGUGUUCUUACUGCUCCUCCUUGCACAAAGGCAGAGGUAGCGGUCCUGCUGCUGGGUUGUUGCCCUCCUACGGCCUCCUCCAUGUCUCCUGGUGUACUGGCCUGUCUCAUGGUAGCGCCUCCUGCUUCCUAAGUGGACAGUUUGAUUUCCAGAAGUGUGAUUGACUUGGAGUUACAUUGUGUUGUUUAAGUGUUCCCUUUAUUUUUUUGAGCAGUGUAUAUAGCAAACGCGUUGUGUGCUUCAGAUGGAUCCGUCCUCGUGCUGUGCAAUUUUUAAGAAUAACUAUUACAUACAUUUAAUUGACACAUUGAACUCGGCACUGCAAGAUUUAGCUUCAAAAUAGCUAUUGUUAUUGAAAUAAACACUGUUUUCAAAGUCUUGUUUGCUGCUAGGAUUUCUUUUAAGACAGGUGAGACUCUUAAGUGUUUUUGUGUUCCUGUGAAAUUCUCGGAAAACAUUAUUACCCGGUCAAUAAGAAAUUAUUUUAAAAAGGGCUUGAUCGGUUUUGGCCUUAGUAACCUCACUGUAAGCCAAACAGGAUAGAGGGAGAGUGUUUUGUAGAAUGUUUUUAAUAGAAAGGCCUUAAGGUUAAGAGAAUAAAAACAUUCUCCUUUACAAUUGUUGUGUGAAAUGUUCCUAUAAACAAUUUCACAGCGUUAGUUUCCUAUCCUGGGAUCACGAUGGAUGUUGUUUUUCCACAGGUCUCAGGUCAGCAGUGAAAUCAGUGUUAAUGUGUCCCAAAUGGCAACCUUGUCCCUAUAUAUAGUGCACUACAUUUGACCAGGGCCUCUAUGGGCUAUGGUAAAAAAAAUAGUAUAUCCUAAAUUUACACAGGACUUCUAAGUUUCCCGAUGCCAAAUUGCUUUUAGUCGUAUAUAUUUACUCAGUCAUUGCGACAUUAUGUUCACCCGUAAAAAGUUUUUACAGGAAAGGGGGGUUAGGAGGGUGAAAAAAACAAUGAAAGCAAAUACCUACUAAUUACGGUCUUGUUCUUGAAAACACUUAGCAGUUCCAUUGUGUGACACGAUUGGAAGAAUGAUAGCACUUGGCACAUGAUUCAAUGAAAGGGAGUUGCUUUGUGUCCUAAAGUAAAUUUAUCCCCAAAUGUUAUAAUUAUAUAUACAAAUUAUACAAAUAAUAUUAUACCUUAGGAGGCUGAAUAAUUUGUAAGAUAUCUAUUUGACUUUUAAAAGACUGCAAACAAAUGUUGCAUCGCUCUUCUUAGGGUGUAAUGUUAUUUACCAGGGUUGGGGUCAAUUCCAUUUAAAUUCAGAAUGUAAACUUACUUCAAAUUGGGUAAAUUCAUUAGAAUUGAAUCACUUUUGACAGCAUCACUUUUGAUUUAAAUGAAACUUCACAUAGGAAAACAUCUAUGGAAGAAGUGGUCAGAAUGUGGCUUUUUGAACCUGAAUGCCAAAACAUUCAGGUCAUAAGUGCUGGUCUUCAUUAUUGGAAAAUACAAAAGGUUGAGUUUAAUAUAAUUUAUAAGAUUAUCAAGUGUUGUCAAAUUAUUUUAUUUAUUGAAGACCGUGUUUUAUUUUUACAAAAUGUAAACUUUAAUGUCAAUUAACUAAUCUGUGUAUGCAUUUUUAGUUUUCUUCUCAUAUUCGCAUAUGUUGUAGCUUAGACCCUAUUUUACAUCUGAAGUUUUUCCGUUGUGCCCGCCAUUGGUUGAGUCAACUUGUUCAUGAAUACAGGGUGUCAUUAAACUCAUAGAAAUACAA
Oncorhynchus keta (chum salmon) is the source of this 5297-nucleotide messenger RNA. It is a transcript of the gene mrps31, whose product is annotated as mitochondrial ribosomal protein S31. Gene Ontology annotation, cellular component: mitochondrial small ribosomal subunit. NCBI's taxonomy places the organism in Eukaryota, Metazoa, Chordata, Actinopteri, Salmoniformes, Salmonidae. The coding region runs from base 370 to 2181 and encodes 603 amino acids. The transcript has 6 exons. Gene Ontology annotation, molecular function: structural constituent of ribosome. The record is from RefSeq and is a predicted model, not a curated record.